This is a messenger RNA of Ophidiomyces ophidiicola, 696 nucleotides long. RefSeq names its product ndufs8, ubiquinone oxidoreductase 23 kd subunit (gene NdufS8). Gene Ontology annotation, cellular component: membrane. Gene Ontology annotation, molecular function: NADH dehydrogenase activity; 4 iron, 4 sulfur cluster binding. Gene Ontology annotation, biological process: mitochondrial electron transport, NADH to ubiquinone; mitochondrial respiratory chain complex I assembly. NCBI's taxonomy places the organism in Eukaryota, Fungi, Ascomycota, Eurotiomycetes, Onygenales, Onygenaceae. Bases 1 to 696 code for a protein of 231 amino acids. The transcript has 3 exons. The record is from RefSeq and is a predicted model, not a curated record.
AUGGCUUCCUCAAGGCCUGCUGCCCGACUACUGGCCUCCCGGUGGCCGUCGCCUCUCUCCUCUUCAUUUUCUGUUCCCUCGCACAUCAAUCGCUCCGCCAUCACAUAUGUCCUCUUCUCAACAUCAGCGAGUCGAACUGCGACACCGCAUGGUCCACCUCAGCCCGGCUUUCGUUUGCCAACGCCGAAACGAUGGGAUCAGAGUGACGAGUCAACGUUGGACAAGGCGGGAAAAUUCUUCUUGAUGACUGAGCUGUUUCGAGGCAUGUACGUGGUACUAGAGCAGUUCUUUAGACCACCAUAUACAAUUUUCUACCCCUUUGAAAAGGGUCCUAUAUCUCCCCGGUUCCGCGGCGAACAUGCCCUACGCAGAUACCCUUCCGGCGAAGAGAGAUGUAUUGCCUGCAAGCUCUGCGAAGCAAUUUGCCCCGCGCAAGCCAUCACAAUUGAAGCAGAAGAGCGCGAGGACGGAAGCCGAAGAACCACCCGAUAUGAUAUUGACAUGACCAAGUGUAUUUACUGUGGCUUCUGUCAGGAAAGCUGCCCAGUGGAUGCGAUUGUUGAAUCACCGAACGCCGAAUAUGCCACUGAAACCAGAGAAGAAUUAUUGUACAACAAGGAGAAAUUACUUUCCAACGGAGAUAAAUGGGAACCAGAACUAGCCGCGGCCGCUCGUGCCGAUGCUCCAUACAGAUAG